Molecule: messenger RNA, 2750 nt
Organism: Carassius carassius (crucian carp)
Lineage: Eukaryota; Metazoa; Chordata; Actinopteri; Cypriniformes; Cyprinidae
Gene: ccdc85ca
Product: coiled-coil domain containing 85C, a
Exons: 6
Coding region: 302-1477 (391 amino acids)
Cellular component (GO): apical junction complex
Source: RefSeq, a predicted model, not a curated record
UCUCCCCAUUCAUCUAUCUGCCUCAGACGGAGAGUCACAUCACUGGGCACGGUGUCAGAAAGAGGAGAUUCCAGCUGAAAUAAAUAUGAAAUAACAACAGAAGGGGAAUUCAUAUCUAAAGCGUCGUAUUGUUUCCUUAUCUGGGUCAGCUACGUGAGUUUUUUCGUUAACAUAGUUCGGCUUAAAAAACUGGGUUCAUUUUAAUUAUGAGUUUAAUAUUACUCGUUAUGUUUUCGCAAAGGAAUGAUUAAAAAAACCGUGACCAGAUCUCUCGCGUCAGACCACUUUUAACAACAGGAAUAUGGCAAAAAAUAUUAUAGACGUCCAAAGGGAUGAUUUAAGUAAGGUAUCGGAUGAAGAACUGCUUAAAUGUAGCAAAGAUGAGCUGCUUAGGAGACUCCGGAAAGUGGAUAGUGAAAAGAUUAACUUGAUGGUGGAACACGGGAACAUGAUGAAGGACGUCAACCGUAGAUUACAAGUGCAUCUCCACGAAAUCCGGAGCUUGAAGGAGGUCAAUCAGAAACUGCAAGAAGACAACCAGGAGCUUCGAGAACUGUGCUGUUUCUUGGAUGAUGAUCGGCAGAAAGGGAAGAAGCUGUCCAGGGAAUGGCAGAGAUUUGGCAGGUACACUGCCAGUGUUAUGUUGAAGGAGGUUGGUAUAUUCCAGCAAAAACUGAAAGACCUAGAAACCAACCAGGAGAGUGUGAUGAAAGAGAAUGUGGAGCUGAAGGAGAUCAUCCUCAUGUUAGAUGAUGAGAGGAAUGGAGCCGGAUCCAGGAGCUCCAUAGACAGCCAAUCCAGUCUGACCAAUCUGAACGGAGGUUCUGCUACUGUGAGGGAUGUUGGAGACGGGAGCAGUACCUCUAGCACGGGCAGUGCUGGGAGCCCUGAUCACCACCACAGCCAUAUUCACAAACCUUCAGAGGGAAAGAUCAUGUCUAUCAGGAGGUCUAUGGAUGAUCUUUUAACCAACCCUCUUCUCAGAAGCAUACCGAAUGGGCUCAAUGAUUCAUCUUCAAGCUACAUCCGCCAACUUGAGACUAAAGUCCGGAUUUUAGAGGAUGACAACAAGCAAUUGUUAUCCCAGCAGGGGAGCACGGGAGAUCUGAAGACACUUCGGAAAGGGCUUUCUCCGUAUCACUCAGAGUCCCAGCUCUCCUCGCCAUCCCAGUUUCAGGACACCUUACAGAAUGGGCCUGCGCGGAUGCCAGGAGAUGAUCUGUCGCCCCCCAUCACAGGAUACCUGCCAGCUGCACAGAAACCAGAAGCUGUUGUCCAUGCCAUGAAAGUAUUAGAAGUCCAUGAGAACCUAGACAGGAAGAUCCCGGAGGACUACGAGGAGGAUCUCAGUGAGAAAGAGAAAGCCAUUGUCAGAGAGAUGUGUAAUGUGGUGUGGCGUAAGCUCGGUGAUGCAGCAGGAUCCAAACCCUCCAUCCGCCAACAUCUCUCUGGGAACCAGUUCAAAGGCCCUUUGUAGCUUCCAUGUCAAUGACCAGCAGGGCCUCGAACAAACAAACAAAUCUGUGAAUAUGACAGGAGGAACAGACAGAACGGGGCAACUUCGGGAAACCACACAAAGAGCUUUGCUUCUACUGCCAGCUCCUUUCAGCCCAUGCCAUUCAGUUGAGAUAUUUCAAACCUAUUACUUAUGAUGCCCUGUGGUAGUUUAACAUAUAAUGGACUCACAAUUAGCACAAGCUAAAUAAUUACUCUAUUUAUGUGCACACCAUCCAAGAAGGCAGCUUAAUGGAUUCAUUUCUCGUUCCAGAUAAGGAAUGAAAGCACACAGCGCUUACGCAGAUAAAUUCUCCAUGGAGAUACUCUUACAAGAUAGAUCCUCUCCGCUUUCAGCUAAAAAGCUUUGUGAUUUUGGCAUAAGACCACUCCAUAUUAUUUUUUUUACCUUUUACACUACCGUUCAAAAGUUUGGGUUGUAUGUUUUUUAAAGUAGUCGCUUAUGAUCGGCAAGGCUGCAUUUAUUUGCUGCUACAUACAGUGAAAGUAACAUUGUAAUAAUACAAUCAUAUAGUGAAAUAUUAUUACAUUUUAAAAUAGCUGUUCUGUUUUAAAAUGUAGUAUAUUCCUGCGACGGCAAAGCUGGAUUUUAAGCAGGUGUUACUCCAGUCUUCAGUGUCACAUGAUCCUUCAGAAAUGAUCCUAAUAUGCUGAUUUGACGUUCAAGAAACAUUUCUUAUAAUUAUCAAUGUUGAAAACAGUUGUGGAAUUUGAAACCAUCAAUGAAUAGAAAGUUCAAAAGAACGGUGAUUAUUCACAAUAGAAAUCUUUUAUUUUCUGCUACAUUUAAUGCAUCCUUGCUGAAUAAAAGUAUUAUUUAAAAAAUAUAUGAAUCUUACUGACCCCAAACUUUCAAACAGUUGUUGUAUAUAUAUUUUUGACUUUAGCCACUCCUAUCACAUCAGAUGUGACAGACUGUUAUCAUUACACUUAAACUCAAACAUUACUUAUAUAUGUACCAGCCACAAGUUCUAUUCAUUCAUCAGUGUUAAUUAUGGACCAUUAACAUAACUGAAAAACAAAACAUAACAGUAAACCUUUUAAUAACAAACAAAUAAAGUCUUUAUUUCAGGUAGUUCAUGAAUGACAUAUUUUCUCAGGUUCCCAGAAAUACAUAUUCUAAAAUAAUACUGUAUACUUUAUUUUGAAUAAAUUCUAUUACCUGGAAAUAUUCAAAGGAUAUAUGCAGGUCAGCUCACGAGUUUAAGCAUUUAAUUAUUAUUAAUAUUUUUUUA